Hemicordylus capensis (graceful crag lizard) is the source of this 2105-nucleotide messenger RNA. RefSeq names its product epoxide hydrolase 1-like. The coding region runs from base 104 to 1537 and encodes 477 amino acids. The transcript has 9 exons. Gene Ontology annotation, biological process: arachidonate metabolic process; epoxide metabolic process. Gene Ontology annotation, molecular function: epoxide hydrolase activity. The record is from RefSeq and is a predicted model, not a curated record. NCBI's taxonomy places the organism in Eukaryota, Metazoa, Chordata, Lepidosauria, Squamata, Cordylidae.
CUUAAAGAGAAAGCAGCGGAAGCCGGAAGCCUAGGAAGGUUCUUCAGCACCGCAUUAAAACAGUGCCAGGCUGAACUAUUCUUCUCAGGCUCCUGUCGCUGACAUGUGGCAGCAGAUCCUCCAAAAUGUGCGGUCCUGUGACUCAACCCAGAGAAAUAUGAUUGCAGCUUCCUGUGCUCUAGGAGGUGGAAGCCUCCUGGCUUUUUGGCUUCUGUCCAGGCACAGGAUGAAGACCUUGGAAAUGGGAGAUGGAUGGUGGGGUUCCGGUGAGCGCUCACCAAGAGACAAAGAAGAUGAAGGAAUUAGACCCUUCCAAGUGAGAACUUCUGAGGCAGAAAUCCAGGAUUUGCAUCACCGUCUCGACCAGGCCCGCUACACAUCACCACUGGAGGGGUCCGCUUUCAAUUAUGGUUUCAACUCCAACUAUCUGCAGAAGGUGAUCUCCUAUUGGAAGAAUCAGUUUGACUGGCAGAAGCAAGUUAACAUUCUCAACCAAUAUCCACAUUAUAAAACUACAAUUGAAGGGAUUGAAAUUCAUUUUAUCCACGUGAAACCAUCUCACAGCCCAAGAGGCCAGACUGUCAGACCACUGCUAAUGGUACAUGGCUGGCCUGGCUCUUUCUAUGAAUUCUACAAGAUCAUCCCAUUCCUUACUGGUCCUGUUGGUCAUGGAUCGAGUGGCGAGGAUCUGGUGUUUGAGGUCAUCUGUCCAUCCAUCCCAGGGUAUGGCUUCUCGGAGGCCCCCCACAAGCAAGGCUUUAACUCAGUGGCUGCUGCUCGGAUCUUCCACAAGCUGAUGCAGAGACUGGGCUUCCAAGAAUAUUACCUACAGGGUGGAGACUGGGGCUCUCAUAUCACCACCAUCAUGGCCCAAAUGCUGCCCAAGUCUGUAAAGGGGCUUCACCUGAACAUGAUCUUCAUAUCUAAUAUUGGUUUGAGUGGCUUACUGGGCUUACUACUGGGAGCUUAUGUGCCAUGGCUGGUGGGCCUCACCAGGGAAGAUUCACGCCGUUUAUUCCCAUAUUUUGAGAAGCAUGUAUAUCAUUUCUUGCGGGAGACUGGCUACAUGCACAUCCAGGCCACCAAGCCAGACACAGCAGGAUGUGGAUUGAAUAACUGUCCUGUGGGUCUUGCUGCAUACCUCCUAGAGAAGUUUUCCACCUGGACAGAUAAAUCUUUCAAAAACAUUGACAAUGGAGGUCUUGAAAGAAAAUAUACUCUGGAUGAACUUUUGACCAACGUCAUGAUUUACUGGGUGACUUCCUCUAUUGUGCCAUCAAUGCGUUUCUACAAGGAGAAUUUAUCCCAGAACCCUGGAAAUGCUCCUGAUGCCAGGAUUCCAGUUUAUGUUCCCACUGGUGUUGCUGCCUUCCCUAACGAACUUACCCACGCUCCACGGUCCUGGACAAAGAAGAAGUUUAAGAAUAUUGUCACCUAUUCCUACAUGGCACGUGGUGGGCACUUUGCUGCCUUUGAGGAACCUGAGCUCCUGGCUCAAGAUAUCAAGCAAUUUGUAAGCAAGGUGGAAAAUCUGUGAGUUAACAUGCCACAAGCACCAGAACAAGAGUAUGAAGCUUUCAAGGCAACUUGCAGGGGCUGAAGCAAAAUAUUGGCCCAGUUCAGAUGCAACAGAGCCAGGAUUUAAGCCUGACUUUACCCAACAUCCCCUGGCCUCAGUCAUGUGCACUCUCCAAUCCCCUUUGUGUAGAGAAGAAAGGAUUCUACUUCUUAUCCUGGCACAGAAGAAGGGGUUGUCUCAGCUUUGGAUACUGGUUCAUUUUAAAAAAAUUCUGACUAGAGUAAGUCAGGAUUGCCUCGUUCAGACCUGGCAAUAUCCUGGCUUGUCCUAAGCCAGAAUCAGGAGUGGAAUCCUUCUCUCCCUUAUGCACCAAGAAGUGGGAGCACACACCUGAGGCCAGGGGAUGCCACACAAAGCCAAGAUUCAGCCAUAGCUCCAUAUUACAUCUGAACUGGGCCAUUGUUAUUGUGUGACUGCUGCUUAAGCUUCAGAGAGUCAAAUGUUCCUUUUACAAGAGGUUGGUUGUUCCAGCCACACAAAGAAGUUAAAUAAAAGAGUGGACACUAGUCACAUUUUAAAAAGACAA